AUGGCGUCCGGCGGCGCGGACGCGCACGCGAAGGCGGUGUACGCCAGGGCGCAGAAGGCGGAGAUGACGACGUGGACGCGGUUCUCGAGGUACAUCUCGAACCAUCCGAAGUCGCUGCUGAUCUUCGGCGAGGACGACGCGGUCCGGAAGCUGUGCCACUCGAUCCACAACAGUCCGUGGUUCGAGACGUUCAUCUUCCUCGUGAUCCUCGCGAGCACGAUCGUGAUGGCGUCGCAGGACAUGAGCGACCGCGGAUCAAAGGACGCCGGGAUCGCCGCGUUCGAGGUGGCGUGCACCGCGCUCUUCGCCGCGGAGGCGGCGAUCAAGAUUAUCGACCAGGGGUUCUGGUUCGCGAGCAGGACGUACAUGCGAAGCGGGUGGAACAAGUUCGACUUGGCGCUCGUCGUCGGCGCGCUCGCCGCGCUCGUGUGGGAAUCGGUCGGGUCGCAGUUUCUCGCGCUGCGCGCGUUUCGAUGCUUCCGACCGCUGCGCGCGAUGAAGUCGUUCAGGGACGGGCAGCUCCUGAUGCGAACGUCGUACACGGCGAUUCCGCUGCUGCGCGACGCGAUCAUCUUCCUCUUGUGGUUCGUCGUCGUCGCGACGUGCGUCGGCGUGAUGGUCUUCGGGGGACGGUUGAACGGGCGCUGCUCCGCGACGGAUGGCGGCGGCGCGUGCCCCGCGGAGAGCGCCGUGGCGGAAUCCGGCGACGUGUGCGACCCGCGCGGGCGCGGCGCGGGGUGCGACGACGGGAAACUGUGCUGCGCGAGCGAGCAUCGACCGCUGGAGGACUACGUCUCGUUCGACGACUUCAGCGAGAGCGUGAUUCUCGUGCUCCAGGCGAUCACGAUCGACGGGUGGAACGAGGUGGCGAGGCAAGCCGCGGACGGCGCCGGGCUGGCGCGCUCGGCGCCGUUUUUCGCGCUCAUCGUCUUCUUCGGCGGGUUCUACGUCCUGCAGCUCUUCGCGUCCGUGAUGAUCAUCACGCUGUCGCACUGCACGGACCAGAUGGUCGAGGAGGACGAGGAGAACGCUCGGAGGGAAGCGCUCGGGUUGCCGCCGUCGGAGAACGUCAAGUUUUCCCCGCAGGAGGACAAGCUUCGUAAGAUUGCUCUGUGGGUCAACGACAAGUGGGAAAAGUUCGUGGAGUGGUCGCACGAGAACAUGGAGGGCAUGCGCGUGGAGGAACGCGUCGGGGACGACGGGAAGACGCGAAGGGUGAAGAAGAGCGUCUUGCCCCCCGCGAUCUUACUGCAGUGCCGCAGGCUGCAGCGGUUCGUCUCGCACCGGUAUUUCCAGCGGUUCAUCUUCACGAUCAUCAUCUUGAACACGAUCACGAUGGCGAGCAACGCGUACGGGAUAUCCCGCUGGUGGGCGUUCUUUCUGUACGCGUGCGAGACGACGUUCACCGGGAUCUUUAUCUUGGAAUUCCUCCUGAAACACCUCGCGUACGGGCCGGUGCAUUACUGGCUGAACCGAUGGAACGUCAUCGACGGCGUCGUCGUCGUCGCCGGCAUCGUCGAGCUCGCGAUGGGGGGCGAGUCCGGCGCCAUGGCGUUGCUCAGAAUGCUCCGCGUCCUGCGGAUCGUCGCCGGUCUGAAGUCCCUGCGGAGAGCGCGCGCGUUUCAGCAAGUCUUCGCCGCCAUCGGCAACGGCGUCGUGCGCAUGGCAUCCUUCGGCAUCAUCUUCGUCAUGUUCAUCGCCGUCUUCGCCAUCCUCGGGAUGCAGCUCUUCGGCGGCGUCGGCGAGCUCGGGGAGUCGCGGUAUCACUUCGACACCUUUGGCGCGGCGUUGCUGACGUUGUUCGUCAUCUGCACGGGCGAGAACACCUUCGAGGUGGCGUACUUGAUGAUGAGGGAAUCCGGGACGUACAGCUCGUUGUUUUACAUCGUCGUCUGGUCGUUGCUCUCGACGUCGCUGCUCGCGCUCGUGCUCGGGGUGUUGAUCGAAGCCGCGGCGCGCCCGCUCGCGAUGCUGGACGAUGACGAGGAAGAGAAGCCGGACGUGGAGUACACGGUGGAGCACACCCCCGAGGACGGGUCGCCGGCGGGGAAGGAGGGGUUGCCGGCGAAGAAGGAGGGGUCGCCGGCGGGGAAGGAGGGGUCGCCGGCGACGGCGAAUUGGGAGUCGGCGAAGCGGAAGGCGCUUCGCGGCGGCGAGGUGAACGGUCACGACCACGACCACGACGACGACGGCAGCGGCACCGGCGGUCGACACCGUCGCCAGUCCAGCGUGACGGACUCGGAAUUGGAGAUGCAGAGGCGCGAGACGAACCGAGACGUCGGGCUGUUCAUGUCCGAGAAGACCACCUUGCUUCACCAGUCGAUGAAAGAUCUGACGGGGAAAGACAGAAUCGUAGAAGCACAGAAGCGCAUAGACCUCCACCAACGACAGUUCGUCGCGGAGACCGCGGCGGUCAGGAUAUGGCUCCUCGAGCUGGACCAGAUGAACGUUUUGAUUCACCCCUCGUUCGAGCACCGCACGAACCGAGGCAAAGCGCUGAAGGCGAAGUACAACGCCGCCGGGUACCAGAUUGACGAACUCAAGAAGGAAUACACCUCCGCGGACCUCGACGCCGCGCGGGACCGUCUCGUGAUGCCGCCGACGAACUUUGGCGCGACGAAAGGCAAAUCACAGUUCGGAUGCGCGGUCGACAAGGCGAUCAAGUUUAGCAUCGGGACGACGAUGAGCCAGUACACGACCGUGGAGGAGAUGUUAAUCAAGAAGAAGGAGAGAAUAGUGCGCGCGAAGAUCGAAGCCGCGGAGGCGGCGGCUGAGGAACCCGCGAAGCGCGCGGAUCGUCUCGAGCUCGAGUGGGUCUCGAGCUACGGCAUCGACCGCGACGACGACAAGGUUCGCUUCGCCUGCCUGAAAAUUGUCGAGCACCGGUGGUUCAAGCGGCUCAUUCUGUUUUUGGUCAUCUUUUCGUCGUGUUUGCUCGCGCCCGAGUGCGACCCGGACUGGCCCAAGGCGAACACCGCGGAGGCGACGUUCGUCGAGUUAGCGGAUAUUUUCUUCAUCGUCAUCUUCGCGCUGGAGAUGUGUCUGAAGAUUAUCGCGUACACGUUCAAGUCCGGCCCCAAGGCGUACACGAAAGACGGCUGGAACAACCUCGACAUGUUCAUCGUCUUCGCGACGAUCAUGACGAAAUCGCUCGAGUCCGUGGGGUCCGAGAGCGGCGACAGCUUGCGCGUGCUCCGCGUGUUGCGCGUGCUGCGUCCGUUGCGAGUCAUCAAGAACGUCCCGUCGCUGAAACUCGUCAUCGACGCGACGUUGGUUUCGUUGCCGUCUAUUUUGACCGUGUGCGCGUUGGGGGUCGUGAUCAUGAUAAUCUUGGGCGUUCUCGGGAUGACGCUGUUCAAAGGGCAGUAUUACUCGUGCACGGUGAAGACAAACGACGGAGGGACGAAGGCGACGUGCGAAGCCGCGGGCGGAGAGUGGCUAAACACCGCGAUCAACUUCGACAACAUCGGUCAAGCCUCGGUCGCGAUAUUCAUAAUUUCCACCGGGGAUAACUGGCAGGACAUCAUGUGGAGCGGCACGGACGUCAACGGCGAGCUCAACGAGCCGGUGUACAAGAACAAGCCGAACAACGCGUUUUACUUUGUCGCCGUCGUCCUCAUCGCGUUUUUCUUCUGGGCCAACUUAUUCGUGUCGUCGCUCGUGGAUAACUUCUCGCAAGUCGCGAGCAAGCUGAAGGGCGAAGAAGGCGGCGGCGGAAUGGGGUACUCGUACUCCGAGUCCCAGAGGAAGUGGUUCCAGGCGUUGAAGCUCGCCACCGAGCGCGCGAGCGACGAGUGGCGGUACGUCAACGCGAAGACGCUCAAUCACUUCCGUCGGUUCUGCCUGCGCGUGCGCAAGUGGAAGCACUGGGAGCGGAUGGUCGUCGUCGUCCUCCUCGGAAACGCGUUGCAGCUCUGCUUCGUGCGCGACGACCCGAGCGCGACGGAGGAGGAGAUCAUGGACGGCUUCAGGAUCGGCUUCACCGUGUUGUACGUGCUCGAGACCAUCGUGAAUAUCGCGGCGAUGACGUGGGCGGUGUAUUGGGAGUCCACGUGGCACAAGAUUGACUUCGUCGUGACCGUGUUUGGGAUCAUGGAGCUCGUCGCGGAGACUUCGAAAGCGAACGGCGACAUGGUCACCGUUUUUAGCGCCGCGCGUUUCUUCCGCCUCGUCAAGGUGCUCAAAUCCAGCGCCGGGCUUCGGACGCUCGUGGACACGUUUCUCUCCGCGAUUCCGGGGAUGUCCAACAUCUUCUUUCUCAUGCUCCUCCUCAUGCACAUCUACGCGUGCUUAGGCUGCGCGCUGUACUCGUCUAUUCCGGAGUACUACGACGGCGCGAACGCGUUCGGUUUGACGCCGUACACGAACUUUCAGAACUGGCCGAACGCGAUCGCGCUUCUGUACGUCGUCAUCACCGGCAACUGGGCCGGCUCCUUCCACGACGUGUACUGGACCUGCGCGACGAAAGCGACGCACCCGACGUUGGGGACGUACGGCGAGACGUGCGGUUACCGCGAGACCGCGCCGGUGUACUUCUUCACUUUCGUCAUCUUCGGCAUCUGCCUCCUGUGCAACCUCUUCGUCGCCAUCUUGUUGGAGCGGUACGACUACUCGUCCACGAUGGAGGGCGUGUACGACGACAGGAACCCGUUCGACAUGCUCCGGCGGCUGAACAUCUUGAGGCAGUUCGCGUACAAAGUCCGCAACCGGAUGAGAGUGCGCCGAGCGGAGGCGAUCAUCCUGAAAGAGAAGGGCGAGGGGGCGCUGGCGUCGGCGUCGCCCGGAACGCCCGCCGGAUCGCCGUUCGGCGGCGCGGGGAGCGCCACGGGCGCGACGCCGCUGAGCGAAGCGGGGAAGCGCGCGCUUCGCGACGCGCUCGUCGAGAGGAUGCGGUCGAGCCCGAACAAAGACCCGGCGUUCCUCGCGGACGAGGCGAUGGGGGUGAUGUUCCCGAAGUUCGCGCCGUCGCCGCUCGGGCGCGGCGGCGCGGGGGCGACGCCGACGAAAGACGCGGGGAUGAAGAACUGGCUCAAACGAAGAGGAUUCAUCGGCGGAGGCGUCUACGACGACGCGGAGUUCAACAGGGUAGUCAUGGGCGGGAAGCCCGGUGUGGCACGUCGUUUGGAUGAGGACUCCGCGGCGGACGCGGAUUCGGAGUACAUCGACGACGCGGUGGAGAACGCCAAAAGCCCCGAGAGACGGAGGAGCGGACGCGCGAGCGUCGACGAGGAGCCAGCUCCGAAGCCGGCGAACUGGUCGCCCACGUUAACUUACUUACACUUGGCGCGGAGCAGCGGCGACGUCUCCGUCGCCGCCGCCACCGCGGUUCGCCUCGCCGCGACUCUCUUGCCGGCGAUCGCCGCGACGACGGCGACGACGCCGAAAGCGCCCGCGACCGCGAUCGUCGACGACGACGACGAUGAGGACGCCGCGAGGGAGGGCGCCCCGAGGCUCGCGGCGAGCUCGGCGUCCGGAUGCAGCUCGAGCAUCUCCACGAUGUCCCUCGGCGGAAGCAUCGAGUGCGCGUUGCACUGACACUCCACGCCGUCGCGGGAUAAAAACGAGUCCUUCGCGUUGUCCUCGGUCUUGUCCGUCAUCGCGAACGUCUCGGAGAUGCAUUCGGUCUCGCCGCUCGCGUCCGCCUGCUUCGCCCACCACCGCGCGGUGUGACUCGCGUCGUGCUUCGCCUGUAACACGCUCCUCCACGACUCGUCCGCGACCUCUUGAGGCUCGCCGUGCGGCGUCGGAUUCCCGAUUCGGACGGCGCCGCCGGCGGGGCAGGCGCACGUCUCGCCGUUCCCGGCGCAACGCGUCCACCCGUGGCGUCCUUCAGGGCGCGCGAACCCGGAGAAAUCGCCGCUAGUUUCGUCGGCGAAGACGACGACGUCCAAGCCGAGCUGACGCGGCGUCGCGUUCGAUGCGAGACACUCGCAGACGUUCGUCGCGGCGGCGGCGGCGCUCGCGGUCGAUCCGGCGGGAGGGACGGUCGACGCGACGUCCCCGAACGAGGUCGCCGCGCACGUCGUCGG
Messenger RNA from Micromonas pusilla CCMP1545, 6029 nucleotides. RefSeq names its product voltage-gated ion channel superfamily. The coding region runs from base 1 to 5535 and encodes 1844 amino acids. Gene Ontology annotation, cellular component: voltage-gated sodium channel complex; plasma membrane. Gene Ontology annotation, biological process: transmembrane transport; monoatomic ion transport. NCBI's taxonomy places the organism in Eukaryota, Viridiplantae, Chlorophyta, Mamiellophyceae, Mamiellales, Mamiellaceae. The transcript has 4 exons. Gene Ontology annotation, molecular function: voltage-gated sodium channel activity. The record is from RefSeq and is a predicted model, not a curated record.